AUGACGGAUCGAAACGGCGGUGCCAAAGACUCCAAGGGCACCGGGUUGGCCGUCCAGUCUCUUCGUGACGCGGUUGCAGCUUUCCAUCAGCAGAUCCAAUGCAAGCUCAAUGAACUGGAGGUGGCCAUAGCCCACGUGGACUUUGAAAUUCCCUUCGUGGCCACGAAGCAGCCGGAGAAAGUUUUUGUAGUCGAGGCAACGGAGCCCGAUGUGCUAAAGCAGCGCGAGAGCAUCACGCGCUUGGAGGCGGAGACUUUCAGACUCCACCCUUCAUGCACAAGAGUUGGAGCUUCCGAGGGCAAGUCGCGCCUCCACGGCAGAUGGAUGGAGCUUUCCACGCAGCUUUCCUCCGUCCUCGCCGCAAGCCAGCCCAGACGAGGUGUCAACACUGUCAUUGAAGGUUCUCGCAGCUUAUCACUCCCUGUGCGCAUGCGAGAGCACUGGUUGCGACAGCCGCUCCAUCCCGAGGGGCUGUUCAGAAUUAGUUGGGACACCCUGGCUCUUGUGCUGGUCAUGUUGGAUGGGUUUCUGACUCCUAUCGCCAUUGCAUGGGACCUGAACACCGAUUCCAAUCCUGUCUUUCAGGCAUCCUUUUUCAGCAGCUUUGUGUUCUGGCUUCUGGAUAUAUUGCUCAAUUUCAAUACUUCUGUCUACGUGAGAGGGAAUCUCAUACACUCUCGUGCCACGAUAGCAUUCCAGUACCUCAAGACGUGGCUGGUGUUCGACCUGCUACUCAUCCUCCUGGACUGUUUAAAUGUCUUUACACAGUCAGCACGCGACAUAUCUGCUCUACGGUUGGCGACUGUGGCCCGCCUGGUUCGAGCUCUUCGGCUUGUUCGCUUGUUGAAGAUGUCCAGGCUGCACGACAUGAUUCAGGAAGUCGCGGCAUCCUCAGGCCGUCAAUGGAUCAUGCUGGUCAUUGCCAUUGCGAACACAGCCUGCAGAAUUUUGGUGGUGGCCCACAUCCUGGCUUGCUUCUGGAUUUGGCUUGGGCGAUGGGUUGAGCAAUCUGAUGGUGUCAGUUGGAUUGAGCUCUCGGGCGCAAUGAACUUAGAAAUCCAUGUCCAGUGGUUGCAUUCCUUGCGAUACGUGAUCAACUCGCCCUCGCCCCCCACAAUCGCACCAAACAGUGCCAUAGAAAGGGUCUUCGACAUUACCGCGUACAUGUUCUCGCUGCUGGUCAUCGGUUCUGCUAUCUCAGCGAUUGCCGGGACCCUCAAUGACCUGCGGGCCAUGAACGAAGCACGGGCACGCCAGCGCAGGGAAGUCAGACUGUAUCUGACUAGCCAAAACGCGCGGUACGAACUCGUUGGGCGGGUAAUGAAGUUUGUGGACUACAAACUUGAGAAGAUGACAGCCUUCAGCUUUGACGAGUCACUGAUAUCACCCACACUCUACACAGAGCUUUUUGUCGGGCAACGUGGAAAGUUCCUUUCAAAGCUUCCCAUCUUCUCGUUGACGCUUGAGAUUUUCUCGGAUGUUUUUGCGCACGUGUGCACCACAUUGCGCAAGCAGGUUUAUGAGAAAGGAGAGCUCGUGUUUGCCGCAGGUGCGUGGGCUGGUUCUCUGCACAUGACGACCGCAGGUGUAUACACACUGUCGGACAUCUCAACGGAGCAAGAUGACAGGAUUCUCAAAGGCGAGGAGGUACACUGGUUCGCAGAGCUCAGCUUGUAUGCAGAAACUAGUAUUCAUGUGUCCACCCUGAGGGCCAAGAACAUCGCAGAGCUUUUCCCACUGUCUGGAGAUGAUUUCGUUUCGGCGGUCCGUGAUUCCCCUGCCUGCUCAGCCAUGUUCUGUGAGUAUGCACGGGACUUCAUUGCAAAACAGCGGGGGAUCAGCGAUACGCAUGAGGAUCAAAUCAGGUACGCGUACAGCUGUUGCCAAAAGAACCAAUGCUAUCAAGAACUCCAUCCCGAUCAGCGGAAGCUCUUUGAGAACAUUGACAUUCUUAAGGCGGUCAUGGCCGAAUCCGGGGUCGAAUCCUUUCCGGAGAUGCAUUCCAAGAUCUGCGUUGAUGAAGAGGCGACCGAUCUCGACGCAGUGAAGCGGCUCCUGGCCAGCUUAUCUGACGCAGGCCACGCGUUAGGCCCGUUAGGUGCAGAUGAGCUGUCGCAGCAGUUGCAACGGCUUCUGCCGGAGCUGCAUCCCAGCCUCGGAGCCUAUGCCGUCUUUGAAGAAGCAGCAGAGAGAACCCGGGCAGAGUCUGCGUGCAUCAGCAUACUUGCGCUGCUGGCAAACAGGUAUGACAUCUAUACCAAAGCCCAAGGAGCUGGCAAGCUCUUGCAUUUGCAAUGGGAGCAGCUGCAAGAGAUAGUCCGGUGGAUCAACCCUACCGAGAAGCACGUGCAUGCUGUCCUGGUUCUCUUGGCCAUGCGAGGACUUGGGAAGUCCAAAGCCUUGCUCAGCCAAGUCCCUGAUCAGGAUCAGCAGCCUGAGAGGGCGAUCUUGUAUCUCAUGAGUGAGCAGCACAAUGUCGUCCCCUCGGCAGCCAAGCUUGAUGCUGAAGGGGUGGCCUUGCUGCAGGAUACGCUUCGGCAUCAUGAAGCCUUCAAGCUGGCACAGAUGCUGCAAGGCGAGAACGUCCCGGCAUCAAUUGCCGAGCUGCAGGGGUGCUUCUUGCACAGCAGUGACACCAGUGACAGCAGAGCUUUUCAAUUCUACGUACUCUUUCUGCUGGGCUUCAUGAGUGGCAUUGCUGGCGGCCCGGGCUCGAAGUUCAUGACUGCCAGGAAUGCGGAAGCGGUCAUAAGCUGCGUUUGCAUUCUCCAACGACUCCUCGAGGCGACGCCCAUGGGAAUCUACUGGGGAUACCUCAGCGCGCGAGCUGGAUCUCUCGGCUUACCCUGCACAAGCGCAGAAGAUCUUGCUUUGGUGCGCUUGGCGUGCUUAAGUCGAUUGCAGGAUCGGGAUGGCUAUGUGGCAUUGCGCAGGGCAUGGUGCACGUGUACCCAACCGGAGAGGGUGCGGUUGCAGGAGCAUCUCUUGGCCGACGGCAUUGCAGAUCGUGCCCUUGUGCUGGAGUUUCUUCCUGACUGCAUGUCGCACGCCAAAAGCAACAGGCUGAUUGGCCUGUCUGUUUUCCUCCAUGUCUUGGUUGAUCUGCUUGCGAACCUCACCGUCAUCAUCGACUCGUCGCCGAGCAUGGAUGGCAAGAAGCUAAUCCACGUGGACUUGUCAGACAUGAGCGCCUUCACCAUGGCGGUGCAGAAUGGCUUUGUGUUUCGGACAUGCAUCUCUCGCUGUGACUUCCACAUCGGGGACAAGGUCCGGGUCCAAAUGACAAGCGAAAACUGGGGCCGGGCACAGGAUGCAGAGACUGAUACCACGAAUUUGUCGCUCAGCAUGCAGGAGAUCCUACUUCAGCAACAGGCUGUUAUGGGCCACUUCUCCAUAGAGCAAGCGCCUUUGUGGUCCCUGUCGAGAGCACCCAAAAACGGAGUUAUGGAAGUGUCCUGCUAA
This is a messenger RNA of Symbiodinium natans, 3462 nucleotides long. The record is from the annotation of a GenBank genome assembly. Lineage: Eukaryota; Dinophyceae; Suessiales; Symbiodiniaceae.